Mesorhabditis spiculigera is the source of this 1626-nucleotide messenger RNA. NCBI's taxonomy places the organism in Eukaryota, Metazoa, Nematoda, Chromadorea, Rhabditida, Rhabditidae. The record is from the annotation of a GenBank genome assembly.
AUGAGCGGCGAUACCUUCUGGGAUCGCGCAAAAGCUCGGCUUGUCCCGUGGUUAGAAGAGAACCGCGGCCUUGUGAUUCUCAUCUUUGUUUUGCCGGCCAGCUUGGUUUUCGACCUCUUCGUCCGCUUCCGCGUCUGGCUGAACCGAGCGUUUUUGCAGAAGCAUCCCACACACGAAUCGCGGGUACAGGAGAUUCAGGAUCGGGUAACAGCCUGGCGCACACAGCCCACCAAAGAUCGAAAAUUGCUAUGCACGGCUCGCCCGAAUUGGCAGAGCUUGUCUACCACUUUUUUCGAUAAGACAAAAAUGCAUCAAGUACCCGUGGAUUUGCACGAUAUUCUGAGCAUUGAUGAGCAGAAUUUGACGGUUACUGCCGAGCCUAAUGUCACUGUUCGAGAGGCCUGCAAGUAUUUGAUACCGAAGGGCUACACCCUGGCGGUAACCCUCGAGAUUGGUGACGCUACCCUGGGCGGCCUGGCUUUUGGUGUGGGAAUGACAACACAUUCGCAUAAGGUCGGACUCUACCAGGAGACGAUCGUCGAGUACGAGGUGGUCACCGGGGAUGGGAAGGUCGUCAAAGUUACAGCCGACAACGAGCACUCCGAUCUCUUUUAUUGUCUGCCAUGGUCCCACGGGACGCUUGGCCUUCUGACCUCGUUGAAGUUGAAGCUCGUCCGCGUCAAGCCAUAUGUCCAUAUGACUUAUUUACCGAUGCGCCAACAAGAAACCCUGUGCCGACAGCUGAUGAAGCUUUCCGGCGGCAUCGACAAGGACUUCCAAACCCCCGAUUUCCUCGAGGCCACCGUCUACGACAAGGAUAAGGCCGUCGUUAUGGUCGGAACUUUCGCAGAGGUCGACACGCUCAAGAAGUGGUGGAAAAUCAACGAUGUCUGUAGAUGGUGGAAGCCGUGGUUCUACAAAUAUGUCGAGACCAAGUUCCAGGCUGGCGGCUCGGAAUACAUUCCACUCGAGUCCUACUUACUCCGCCAUAACCGCGCCAUUUUCUGGGUGGUUGAGGACAUGAUUCCAUUUGGAAAUCAUCCGCUUUUCAGAGCUCUCUUCGGCUGGCUUCUCCCUCCCAAGCCCGCCUUCCUCAAGUUCACCACAACGAAAGCGGUCCGCGAGAUGACGUUUGCAAAGCAAGUAUUCCAAGACAUUGUAAUGCCUCUCGAUACCCUGGAUGAGCAGAUCGAGCGUGCCGUCGAGCUGUUCGAAAAGUAUCCACUGCUCGUCUACCCAUGUCGAGUGUAUGAUCACCAACGGGGUGCACAGGGACAGUUACGAGCCCCUCCAAAGCACCGCCUCGUCCCCGGCACUAACUACGCCAUGUUCAACGACUUGGGCGUGUACGGUACCCCAGGACAGGUGAAAGACCACAAAUUCUACAACCCGACGCAUGCGAUGCGGGAGAUGGAGAAAUUCACUCGCGAUGUCGGCGGCUACUCCUUCCUCUAUGCCGACAUCUUCAUGACGGAGGCUGAAUUCAGGGAAAUGUUCGAUUUGGAGCUGUAUGAAAAGGUACGAGAACGAUACCACUGCAACGAUGCUUUCCCGUCACUUUACGAGAAGGUCCGCCCGGAAAUAGAUGUGAUCGAGAUUGGGAACGAGUUUGCGAAGAAGCAGAAU